AUGACGACCAACGCGCCUGCGAUCAUGGCCGCAAAGGCGCCAACGAAUAUCGCAGUUGGUGUGACCACCAACGCACCAGCUAUCGACAACAACAACAACAUCAUCGGCAUGACGACCAACGCGCCUGCGAUCAUGGCCGCAAAGGCGCCAACGAAUACGGCUGCCGCGAGCAAGGAUGCGACCAGCAUCAUCGGCAUGACGACCAACGCGCCUGCGAUCAUGGCCGCCUACGGCCAACGCUAUCAAGAGCUUGGCGAGCUUUUCCACGCCUUCUUCUCGAUCCUCUUGGUCAUCAUCGUCAUCAUUGUCAUCAUCCUCUCCGACUCGAUGCUCGUUGUCGAGUCUUUCGAUCCGUCGCCUUCUGUCCGGGUUCACUACUAUACCCCCUUGAGUGUCGAGCUGGGUGAUAGCUCUGUGCCCGAUACAGCGCUGAUUGCCAGACUUGUGGCUUCGUUCAACGACCUGGCGCUGACAAACAGAUCGCGGCCGAGCGCUGGGCUGUUCCCGCUCCCACAACCGGCGACAAAAGACGAUAUUCUUCCACUGCUCCGUUCGCACGCUCCGCCAGACGUGCUACCUCUCCCGGCUCAUCUGUUCGGCAUUGCGAGUGAUGAUCUCUUCGUCUCGCUCGCAGACAUCUGGGCGAGCUCUGGCCUCGAGUCGUACGCCUUUCGCUCCGUCCGCCGGCGCAUGGAGAGCAGCGUUGCCGCGGACCCAGACCUUGUCGCUGUCCCGCUCGAGGUCUCUGCCGACGUCUGUAUGUAUUCUUCGCGAACCAUAGCAGCUCUCGGUAUCGACUCGCCGCCCAACACCCUUGACGACUUGAUUGAUGCGUGCAUCAUUGCCCGCGCCGCCGACCUCAUCUGCCUCUCUGUCACCUCACCGACGCUGCUAUUUGACUACCUUGCCCUCCGCUCACAUGGCACCGAGUUCUACGCCUUAUUUGUUGCCGCCAACGUCUCGCUCACCGAUCCGCGGGUUGUGCAUACCUUUGACGACGUGCUCCGGCUCAUUGACAUCGCCGCCAUCGGUCCGUACACUCUGCUCGCCAGCCCUGCCCUCGUCUCCGGUUCGUCCCUCUUUCACUGCGGGCCGUCGUCGCGUGCUGGGGAGUUCGCCAGCUACACCUCGGACCUCGCCGCCUUUGCCUUCCCCUCGACUCAGUCCGUCUUUGCUACCCGGCCCGAGCUCGAGCCCGCGAAGCUCGGUCUCAUUGGCUCGGUCUCUGGUUUGGCCGCUGCUGCUCGCUCGCCGUUCCGCGACUCGGCACAUGCCUUUCUCGCCCACUGUGCACAUCCAGCCGUUCUGCAUGCUGCUCUCGCGCCCUUGCCGCACAUCGUCUCGCCGCGCUUUGACGUCGCAACCCUGCCCAAUGCCACCGUCGCCGCCACCGUCACUACACUCCUCCGCAACCCGCGCCUUGCCUCGCUGCAACAUGCGUCGUCCAGGACGGGUUUUGGUGACCCGCGCCUCGCCACCGAAUGGAUCGCUCUCCACUCGCUGCUUCUGGCCUCCUCCUCGGUCGCCAAUGCCACCCACGCGCUCGACAUCGCUCUGCCGCGCCUCGAUGCCCUUCGCCUUGCAUACGUCUUCAACAAGGCCGCAGUCCCCAUUGCUUCGCUCUCGUCGGGAACCUACUCAGCCCCGAUCGAGCUCACCCUCUCGACAUUCACUCCAGGCUCAAAAGUCACCAUCUACUACGCCAUCGACUCGGAAACGGCCUGGAAGCGCUAUGUCGGACCCAUCGUCCUCUCCGCGUCCGGCGUCUAUAUUGUCCACGCCCAUACCGUCGUCCGCACCAUGACUCCCUCGGAUCGGCUCUCGGUCACACUCAACCUUAUCGACAGCCCGAAUCCAAGUCGCGCCACUGAUCUUCCCGUCUACGUCAUCAUCCUCAUUGUCGUCGCAGUCCUCGUCUGUGUCUUUGGCCUUGUGCUCAUAGCUGUCUCCUGUGCCCGUCGCUUUGUCUGUCCGUCGGCAUCGGUCGGCAGCAUGGCCAGCUUGCUUGUUGUUGACGUCGAUGACCUUGUCUUUGACUCAUUGCUUGGUAAGACCGCGCUCGGCGAUGUCUACCUUGGUCGCAUCCAUGGCACGCCCGUUACCAUGCACCUCACCGCACCAACGAAGCUCCCGCCCACAGAGGCAGAGAGGCUCGUUGUCGAAGUCGUUGCCCUCGCAGGCCUCGACCACCCCAACCUGACAGGCAUCAUCGGCGUCUCCACCUCGCCCACAGUCAUUAUCUACGAGUUUACCCCGCGCGCCUCGCUCCGUGAUGUCAUCCACACUCACACUCUCACCAUCGACUCGUCCAUGGUCUUCAAGUGGGCGUUCGAAAUGGCUGCCGCCCUCGCCUUUCUCGCCCGCAACCACACUCUUCACGGCAACUUCUCCUCGUUAUGUGUCCACUUUGACGCAGACUGGACUGUCAAGGUCUCCCAGUUUGGCCUUCACUCGAUCCACGCCAUCGCUUCCAGCCCGCUUCUCAGCCAGAGCUGUCUUGUCACCUCGGCCUCGGUCUCCCACGUCGGCCCGCCUCAACCGUCGGCGACGAUCCCGACCCGCUCGUCGCGCGAUGUCUCGGACGAGUCUGGUGACGACUCGCCUGGCCUACGAGUCUCAGUCACAGCGUCGGCCGUAUCGGUCUCCGAGCUCGAGGAAGAUGUCUGUAGGCUCUCAAGCUCCGCGUCAGAAAUGCAAGAGCAUAGCGAAAGCGACUUCAUGGUGUCACAAGUCCAGUCGUCGCCAUCGUUCGCCUCGCGGACCGAGCCACGUACCGCCAUGUCGAGCUCUCGUCUCAUAUCGUCCGAGUCGCUGGUCAUAGCCGAGGGUCCGCAUACACCAUCUCGCGCCGCAGGCGGAAAGGCGCUUCCGUCAACUGCGCCAGCUGCCACACCCACCCUGUUCUGGACCGCGCCAGAGGUGCUUGCCUCUGGGCGCUCGCUCGUCUCGACCUCGUCGGAUGCCUACUCGCUAGCCAUUGUCCUCUGGGAGCUCACCACUCGUGCCCAGCUGUAUCAGGGCUUGAAUCCAGUCGCUGUCGCCCUCGACGUCAUGCAUGUCGCCCGACGUCCACCCAUCGCAGCAGUUCCGCCACUGUAUGGACCCAUUGCUCCUGUCAUCGAGCUCUUGUGGCGUGGCUCGCCCACUGAUCGCCUCACCAUCGACGCCGCAACUCACGAAUUGGGCCACCUUGUCCAUCCCGAGUCGUUCACCUUUCCCGCGUCGAUAACCGUUCCACCCGGUGUCGCGCACGUCGUUCACUGUGAGCUCCGCAAUGCCGCACGCCUCCUCCUCAGCAAUCCUCAGGCGGCGCAUCGCCUCCUUACCGCUUUCCAUGCCGUCAUCCCACAGCUCGCACGCUCAGAUGGUGCCAUCAUCUCGGCCUGGGGUAUCAACUGGAUCACGCUCACCUUCAAGUGGCCGCCGGACAUUGUAAGCUUUGCCGAAGCCGUCGGCGCCCACACUGCCAUCGCAGAACCAGUCACCAUCAUGGCGGUCAAGGCCAAGGUCGCCACCACGCUCGACUCGUUCGGUCACCCGUGCCUCUCUGGGCCGGCAAUCGACGCGUUGGCCGUCUCUUGGAACAUGCUUUUUGGCUCGGUUGUCUACACCAUCCUCGCUGGCAUCUCGGCCUCGGCCGCUUCGGCCAUGGCCUCGCGCUUGGCUGCGCCUUCGGCCUUGGCCUGGGAACACGGCUUUUCCGGUGGCCUCUUCGUCGACACCGUCCUUGCCCGCAAUCUCGGCUCGUCCGCCAAACUGGUCCACGUUGUCGGCUCGGUCGUCCAGAUCGUUAUCAAAGGCCACGUCUCGGUCCACGACAUCGCUGAACCUACCAAUCUUCCCAGCGGCACCGUGCUCCCAGCUCUACAAGCUAGUAGGCAGAGUACUCGCAUGCGAUGGUCGCGGAGCUCGGCCUCGCCUCAUCGCUCGCGCUCGCACGCGUCAAGCUCGGCCUCGCCGCACCGUCCGUCAGACGCCUCGGCCUCAGGCGUGGUCCGGGUCGACAAGCGAUUCCACGCUGGCGGUGCCCACAUGACUCGUACUACCCCCAAUGGCGGACACAAGAAGCGCCGUGCCCGCCGCGUUCAUACCCGCCGCGUCCGUACCCGUAUCAAGCACCCAACUGCAGCCACCGAUCAUCGCUCCGUCAAGACGGGUUCCCGCAUGCGUCGCGCCACCGCCCACGUCUCCAAAGAUAUGACCGACGCCGGCCUCUCGGCCACCGCAGCCACAACCCAGGCGGACACAGUCACCCUCCCGAUUUACUCCGAGGCGGACGGCACUCACCUUUCUGGCUCAUCGGCAGUCCAAGGCAGCAAGAGCUCGUCAAGCUCUCGCUCCUCGCUCUCGCCACCAUCGAUGACAUGCUUGCCCACGCCUCCAAUCGCUGUCCGCCUCCAGGAGCCUUCCAACUCGCACUCGCACUCGACCUCGCUGGGCCUAGAGGCAUUGAUGGGCACCACACGAACUGUUAAGCUCGACUCGGGCACGUCGUCGGCCGAGGAAUCGCCCCGCGUGGCGAUGACAACGUCAACCUCUAUACUAUCGUCUUCCUCGUCUACGUCCAGCCAGGACACCAUUCCUGCAUGCACGUCCCACGAGAGAGCUGCAGUCGCGGCCAAUGCAAACUCAGAGACCUGUGGCUCGUCAUCGCUUGUGCCGUCUCCAGCGCGGUUGCAAGGGAGCUCUUCCUCGUCUUUGUCUUCGUUCUCAUCCGACCCCGCCCAGGCCCCGCCUACCACGCUACCGGAUCUCUUCUUUGCUGAGGAGAACGAGUCGGUGGGCGCGGGGAGCUCAGGAAGCUCGGAUCGCUCGGGCUCGCUGACGGCAGACGAAGAGCACGAGUCGGUGGAGAGCUCGGAGACGCCGCUCGGAACCGGCAUUGCCGGCCUCAACCGGACGCUCUCCGUCAACAACCUCGUGUCGAUGGAGGCACGGAUCCUCCGCCGCGAAGAUGUCGACGCCGUGCUGGCCAAGUCUGGCGUCUCACAGUCCCCGAUGUGGCGCACUGCAUACACGACGGCCUAUCUCGGCAUGCUCUCGCCGGCCAUGGUCAACCUCUCCAUGCCGCUGCCAACGCCAAGUGAGCACGGCACGAUGCCGCACUCGCCAUCGCCCGGGAGCCGCCCAUCCAAGCGCGUAGUGCUUGAAACGGAUAUGGCGCUGCAAAACUCGCCGGCGCUCCUCGGCUCGCACAUGUUUGUGCCUCAUCCGCGCGACGUGGCGACAGCCUCGAUGAGCAGCAUCCCGGAGAGUGAGCAAGAGCAAGCCGCCGCUGCUGCCGCCGCUACUGCUGUCGUACCUGUGGUGGUCAAGGUGCUGGAGCGCCAGUCAGCGACACCGAUGGAGCUUAUGAAUGUGGCCGAGGCGCUGGCGACGGCGUCCAACUACGCCAGGACUUCGCGUCGGCUCGUCGGUCCGCUGGCCUUUUGCCUCGACAUCCCGCGGCUGGCGUACAUAGAGCGGCUGUAUCCGGGCCAGUCGCUGGCCCAGCUCCUCGCGCUUCCAGCUCCGCCACCGAGUGCGCUCGCUGCAGUCGCGCGCGGAAUGGUGCGCUCGCUCAUGCGACUGUACGCAGCGCAGCCGCGCGAGCGCCAAGGCCACGGCGCACUGCGUCCGUCCAACGUCCUGCUGGUGGUCACCGACUCUGUGCCUCGAGCGGUCGUUGACGCCCACAUCUCGGGCUUUGGACUCGCGAGCCUGCAGACGAUGACGUCGCGGGCGACGGUGCUCCCGCUGGUCCAGUACCUCGCGCCGGAGCAGAUUCGCGGCGAGGUGCAGCAGUCAGUCACGAGCGACGUCUUUAUCCUCGGCUCCAUCCUCUACGAGAUGGCCUCGGGUUUCAGAGCCUUUGAUGGCUCGGAUCCACUCGAGGUCAGCGUCCGCAUCUCGGCCGGCCUUGCACCCGACCCAGAGCCAGUCUCCAUUCCCUCGUCGCGGCUGAGAAACCUCAUCGCCUCGUGCUGGGCCACCUCCCCUGAGCAGCGGCCCUCCAUCGCCGAGGUUACCACCAUUGUCACCUCGUGCUCGCCGCACGACUUUGCCCGUGGCGCACACAAGCCCGUGGCCUCGCCCUCGCCCUCGGACCACGUGGUGUAG
Thecamonas trahens ATCC 50062 is the source of this 6099-nucleotide messenger RNA. RefSeq names its product TKL protein kinase. The record is from RefSeq and is a predicted model, not a curated record. Gene Ontology annotation, molecular function: ATP binding; protein kinase activity. Bases 1 to 6099 code for a protein of 2032 amino acids. Gene Ontology annotation, biological process: protein phosphorylation. The transcript has 3 exons. NCBI's taxonomy places the organism in Eukaryota, Apusomonadida, Apusomonadidae.